AUGUUUAUAUUUUCAGGGUUUUUAAACUUGCGUGGAUCAGAUAUUGAUUAUAAUCCCAUAUUUUUCGCGUAUUUGAUUAUUGAUUUCAAUAGUAUUAAACUAUUCAUUGACAAAUCAAAACUUCCAGAAAACUUUGAAAAUUAUCAAAAGCAAAAUGGUGUCGCCAUUCAUGUUCAACCAUAUGACUGUAUUGGAAGCGAAUUACAGGCUUCAAUAAGUAUAUUAUCAAGUGGAAAAAUAUGGAUUUCUCCUAACUCAAGCUAUUUCUUAUGUUCCAAGAUACCUAAAAAAUUAAGAAUACAAGAAAUUACACCUAUAGCUAUCAACAAAGCGAUUAAAAAUAAAAGUGAAAUUGAUGGAUUUAUUAACUGUCAUAUUCGUGAUGGAGUUGCACUUUGUAAAUAUUUCGCUUGGCUGGAACAUGCUAUUCAAAAUGGCGAAAACAUAAGUGAACUAUCUGGAGCUACAAAACUUGAAGCCUUUCGAUCUAAAAAUAAAUACUUUAUGGGGUUAAGCUUUCCAACUAUAAAUGCGAGUGGACCUAAUGGUUCCAUAAUACAUUACCAUCCAACUGAGAAUACCAAUCGUUCCAUAACAAAUAAUGAAAUUUAUUUAUGUGAUUCCGGUGCCCAGUAUUUCGUGCGUGUUGCAAUAGAUCGAUAUACGCAAAUGCAUUCCGAUCCAGUUGAAGAUUUUGACAAAAUGAAAGACUACGUACAACAGAAAAGAGUUAAACGUCAUAUGCGAACAUAA
Messenger RNA from Rhagoletis zephyria (snowberry fruit fly), 753 nucleotides. RefSeq names its product xaa-Pro aminopeptidase 1-like. NCBI's taxonomy places the organism in Eukaryota, Metazoa, Arthropoda, Insecta, Diptera, Tephritidae. The record is from RefSeq and is a predicted model, not a curated record.